This is a messenger RNA of Tachysurus vachellii, 1463 nucleotides long. RefSeq names its product pseudouridine synthase 1 (gene pus1). The record is from RefSeq and is a predicted model, not a curated record. NCBI's taxonomy places the organism in Eukaryota, Metazoa, Chordata, Actinopteri, Siluriformes, Bagridae. The transcript is spliced from 6 exons. Gene Ontology annotation, biological process: mRNA pseudouridine synthesis; tRNA pseudouridine synthesis. Bases 162 to 1388 code for a protein of 408 amino acids. Gene Ontology annotation, cellular component: nucleus. Gene Ontology annotation, molecular function: RNA binding; pseudouridine synthase activity.
UCGCGAUACUUUGCGAUAGGUUAGAGUGCGCCGCUCCACGUGCGCGUUCAUGGCUAAGAGGAAGGCGACACAAAAUAGUCUUUUAAGCAAAAAAAAAAAAAGAGAUAAAAGCUUAAAAAUGAGCUUCUGAUCCGUAUUAAAGCGUUAAAGACAAAAGUGAGAUGCUAAAAUCCUGUCAGCUUGGCGGUGUUGUAAUCAGUGAGCGUUUAAAAGCAGCUGUUCGACUCGAAGUCUGGUGUAGGAUUAAACAGUUCAGGAAGAUGUCUGAAACCCUUCAGAAUCACAGCAUCAAGCUGAAAAGAGCUCCAGAAAACAGUGAGGUGGAAAACGAGGCUAAGAAGCUAAAAACAGACGAGGAGAAAAGGUUCCCGAAGAGAAAAGUUGUCCUGCUUGUGGCCUAUUCGGGCAAAGGAUACUACGGGAUGCAGAGGAAUCCUGGAAAUUCUCAGUUUAAAACUAUUGAAGAUGACCUGGUCACAGCUCUCAUCAAAGCUGGGUGUAUUCCUGAAAAUCACGGAGAUGAUAUGAAGAAGAUGUCUUUCCAGAGAUGUGCCAGGACUGACAAGGGUGUUUCUGCAGCCGGCCAGGUCGUAUCUCUAAAGCUCUGGCUGAUCGAGAACAUUCUGGAAAAGAUCAACACUCACCUUCCGCCACAGAUUAGAGUUUUACGUUUAAAGAGAGUCACAGGUGGAUUUAACUCCAAAAACAACUGUGAUGCCAGGACCUACUCCUACAUGCUUCCCACUAUCGCGUUCUCUCCAAAAGACUCUGACCAAGAGGACACGUCAUUCCGGUUGGACCCCGAGACACUUCAGAAGGUUAACAAGCUCUUUGCUCUCUACAAAGGCACCCACAAUUUUCACAACUUCACGUCACAGAAGGGUCCCCGGGACCCGAGUGCUAAGCGCUACAUCACGCAAAUGUCCUGUGGAGAACCGUUUGUCAGGCAGAAGGCAGAGUUUGCCGUGAUCACAGUGCGAGGCCAGAGCUUCAUGAUGCACCAGAUCCGGAAGAUGAUCGGAUUGGUGAUCGCUGUAGUGAAGGGAUACGCACAAGAGGAGAUCAUCGAAAGGAGCUGGGGUGAAGAGAAGGUCGAUGUGCCUAAGGCUCCUGGGCUCGGCCUCGUGUUGGAGCGCGUGCACUUUGAUCGGUACAACAAGCGCUUCGGAGGAGACGGUCUUCACGAGACCUUGGAGUGGGAGCAUGAAGAGGACAUUAUAGCUGCCUUCAAGGAAGAGCACAUUUACCCGAGUAUAGUGGAGACAGAGUGUCAGGAGAAGUCGAUGAUCAGCUGGAUGAGUACGCUGCCCAUUCACGACUUUACUGCCACAGCAACCGGCAAGCAAGAUAACAAGGAUGAAGAGGAUGCUGGAAAUGCGUCAGACUGAGACAUUUGAAAACCUUUGCGCUUUGUUUUCCUUUUUUUUUUUUUUUUUUUUUUUUUUUACUUUUCAAUAUUUUUU